Molecule: messenger RNA, 2038 nt
Organism: Cuscuta europaea
Lineage: Eukaryota; Viridiplantae; Streptophyta; Magnoliopsida; Solanales; Convolvulaceae
Source: the annotation of a GenBank genome assembly
UGUACCACUCUUCCCAUCAGUGCACACUCAUUUCUACUGUAUCUAACCCAAAACCUAGUUCCUCUUAUUCUCCGGCCCAAAUCCUCUCUGACCAGCUCCCGUGCGCUUGCUCAGGCACUCUCCGUUCGUCGAUAAUUAACCAAGAACAACCCUUGUUGCGGAAGCGAAGAUGUCUCUGAGGGUACUGAAUCCGAACGCCGAGGUGCUGAACAAGUCGGCCGCACUUCACAUGAACAUCAAUGCCGCUAAGGGGUUACAGGACGUUCUCAAGACGAAUCUUGGACCUAAGGGAACUAUUAAGAUGCUUGUUGGGGGUGCCGGCGAUAUUAAGCUUACCAAGGAUGGCAACACCUUGUUGAAGGAAAUGCAAAUUCAAAACCCAACUGCUAUAAUGAUUGCACGGACUGCAGUUGCACAAGAUGAUACUAGUGGCGAUGGUACUACAUCGACAGUGCUUUUCAUCGGUGAACUUAUGAAACAGUCUGAACGCUACAUAGAUGAAGGGAUGCAUCCCCGUGUGCUAGUUGAUGGUUUUGAAAUUGCGAAAAGAGCGACCUUGCAAUUUCUUGAAAGAUUCAAGACACCUGUAGUGAUGGGUGGUGACCCAGAUAAAGAGAUAUUGAGAAUGGUAGCAAGAACAACACUAAGAACCAAGUUAUAUGAAUCAAUGGCAGAUCAGCUUACAGAUAUUGUUACAAAUUCUGUUCUCUGCAUUCGUAAGCCUGGGGAAGCUAUUGACCUUUUUAUGGUUGAAGUAAUGCACAUGCGUCACAAGUUUGAUGUGGACACUCGCCUGGUGGAGGGACUUGUACUUGAUCAUGGUUCUAGACACCCAGAUAUGAAGAGACGGGCAGAAGAUUGUUACAUUUUAACCUGUAAUGUUUCCUUGGAAUAUGAGAAGAGUGAAGUAAAUGCAGGAUUUUUCUACUCAAAUGCAGAGCAAAGAGAAGCUAUGGUUGCUGCUGAAAGACGCUCUGUUGACGAAAGAGUGCAAAAGAUAAUUGACCUAAAGAAAAAGGUCUGCUCAGGUACUAAUAACAACUUCGUUGUCAUCAAUCAAAAGGGGAUUGAUCCUCCAUCACUGGACCUCCUUGCUCGGGAAGGAAUUAUUGCCCUUCGAAGAGCAAAGAGGAGAAAUAUGGAAAGGUUGAUCCUGACAUGUGGGGGAGAUGCAGUUAAUUCAGUUGAUGACCUCUCUCCGGAAUGCCUUGGCUGGGCUGGACUGGUAUAUGAGCAUGUUCUUGGAGAAGAGAAGUACACGUUUGUUGAAAAUGUUAAAAAUCCUCACUCUUGCACUAUCCUUAUUAAAGGGCCCAAUGAUCAUACAAUUGCUCAAAUCAAGGAUGCUGUACGUGAUGGACUAAGAGCAGUAAAAAAUACUAUUGAAGAUGAAGCUAUUGUAUUGGGUGCUGGGGCAUUUGAAGUGGCAGCAAGACAGUACUUGAUCAAUGAAGUGAAGAAAACUGUCAAGGGGAGAGCUCAACUUGGCGUCGAAGCUUUUGCCAAUGCCCUCCUCGUGAUUCCAAAGACACUUGCUGAGAACUCUGGCCUUGAUACUCAAGAUGUGAUCAUUGCUUUGACGGGUGAGCAUGACGGGGGAAAUGUUGUGGGAGUUUGUCAGCACACAGGAGAACCUAUAGAUCCACAAAUGGAGGGGAUAUUUGAUAAUUAUUCUGUCAAACGGCAGAUCAUCAAUUCUGGCCCUGUAAUAGCAUCUCAGCUUCUACUUGUGGAUGAAGUCAUCCGGGCAGGGCGUAACAUGAGGAAACCAACUUAACCUUUUGUAAACCAGCAUUUAGAGGAUUUGGUUGUGCCAUCGAGUCCCCCCACCCCUCGAUUUUUAGUUUUUCAACAACAUUUUUGAAGGUUAGUUCUAUAUUUUGUGAUAUCAAUAACCCAAUAUUGCUGGUAGUAACUAAUUUCCCUUCUAAGUUUGUGAUAAUAUGUGAUAUAUUUUGACCUGCGGAUCGAUGGAUGUGUGCCCUAAAAAUGAAGUAUCGUUACCAUGAUCAGGCCUUGAUUUCGUUUUAAGAAUGGC